Petromyzon marinus (sea lamprey) is the source of this 2482-nucleotide messenger RNA. RefSeq lists its product as uncharacterized. The record is from RefSeq and is a predicted model, not a curated record. NCBI's taxonomy places the organism in Eukaryota, Metazoa, Chordata, Hyperoartia, Petromyzontiformes, Petromyzontidae.
GAGUGACGUAAUUUAUGGACGGCCCCUUAGUGUCUGGUUGUAGAUCAAAAUUGUAAGAAAGAAAUAUCAGGUUAAUUAUUUUUUUUUUAAACUUGCCGAGCGAAAAUAUGCUUCAUUAACUAGUAGAACUAUUUAGCUCUGAAGAAUCCAGUCUUUAAUCACGUCUAGCGUGGCUUCACAAUGCUGUCUAAAACGUUACCAAAUACCUGCAGUUUUGGAGGAAACCAGACUAAACAAAUACUGCAUGACAAAAACUAAAGCCCAUUCAAACUUUCACGUUGUGGGCGUGUCUGAACGUCCAGGGGACCUCCCAGGCACCGAAAUAAGUCACAAAGACCGACUGAUCCAGAAUGCCUAUUGACAAUCGAGCGAUACCUACGGCUGAAUGUUAUCAGCCUCCUUACACACGCACGCGUCCGAGCUUGUAUGCAUAACAAUAGCAUCGCCUCGGCACACAGCCGUUGCGUAUAGGUGAACAGCGCAGUGUUUAUAAAGGGCACGUUAUAACCGCAGCUUUGCCGUCGUGUUCAGUUGGAAGUAUGCAACAGGAGGACAAGAAACAGAUUGCCAGAGACCACGGCGAAACCAGCAGCCGCGGCAUGCGGGGGCUCCCGACGGCUCGCCUGGCGCAGUCCCCCGGGGUCGUGGAUGCGGCGAGCCGGCCCGCGUCGGAUCGCAGCGAGCCCGUGAGAGAAGGGCUCGACAGGGGGAGGCCCUCGCCCGCCAAGAGACGCGGUCGGGUAGGGCCACCCAGCUCGCAAGACUCCCGGCCAGGCACAGAUGCGUGCCGCAAGCCUCGCGUCUCAUUUCGGUCGGCAGUACGCGCCAUUCAAAUACUUCAUACUCUGGCUCAUCAAUACCGGGAGUCGUCCCAGGCGAGGCCAGAGAUGUUGUCCUUCGCUCAGCUUCAGUUUGGACGCGACCUCACAUCUUACGGCAAUGGACUCUCCUUCGAUCCGUCGUUCUACAGAGCUCCCAAAGAGCACGAUGUGAGUACUGAGACCAAGGCCGUUCUAUCUCUACCACCGGCUGUCCGCUCCCAGGAUAAGUUACGAGCGGCGCUGACCUCCUUGAGGACCGUCGUGGAGGCAUUUGGAGAAUUCCCGAAGACCAUGCAGAAAGGCCUGGUGAGAUACGGCUGGUAUGAAAGCUUCGGCCCCGGCCGAAUGAUCAUCCGGCAGGGCCAGGUGCCCCAGAAUUUCUACCUCCUGCUCACAGGCACCGCUCUCGUCACCAAGGUGCGCAUGGACCAGCAGAGCGGAGAGGUGUCCGUCAAAACGGUCACCUUCCUCAAGCAGGGCGACUUCUUUGGGGACCUGGCCAUUUUGAUGCGAGCGAGGCGGAACGCCACGGUCGUGUGCAAGGAGACGGUCGCCCUCCUCGCCGUCAACCGACAGGACUUUGUGAACAUCUUCAUGCAGAACGGCGUGUGCAGUGGCGAGCCCGAGUUUGUCAGCUUCCUCCGCUCCCUGGAGGAGUUCCAAGGCUGGCCCCUCCACCUGCUCCCGCUCGACAGCACCAGCGUGUGCAUCCACAGCUACUUUAGGCGUGGAGCUGUUAUUUGUAAAGACACCGCGACCUCAGACAUGCUUUACGUGGUCAAGUCGGGCAGCGUCCGAGUGCUGAAGGCGUUGGCGCCGGCUAAGCGGAGAUGCGGGACCCGUGCCGCCGACGCUCGGCCCCGCAGAGGCUCGCUGGACGAGGAGACCAUCGCUGCCCGGGGCUCGGGCCGGUCGGGCAGCGACGCGCGCGGGCAGCCGCAGCCGGAGGCUCGUCCCAAACUCGCCGGCGGUCACUCCGCCGGCCCUCGGUCCUCACCGCCGUCUCUGCGGGGUUUGCCGAACGGCGAAUCGCCGCCUGCAGGCGGGGAGGCUGUUGGCGGGGUGUCGCGCAGCUCCCAAGAGGCCGAGGAGAGGCGCGCGAUGGUUGGACUUGGAGCUGAGGGUUGCGGUGGUGGUGGUGAUGAUGGAGGCGGUGGUGAUUAUGUUGCCGGUGGUGGUGGUGGUGAUGGCAGUGGUGGUGGUGGCGAUUGCACGAGAGAGGGUGAGAGCGGCACCGGGGACACGAGGAACGGCGGCAUCGUGGGGUCAGGGAUGUCGAGCCACAGGAGCAGCCCUGGUGACUCCCACAAGGUGUACGUGCACGUGCAGAGCCUGCAGUCUGGACAAAUAUUCGGCCUCGCGGACACGGUGUUUCAGGAGAGCACGAGCAUGGUGCUCGUGUCCGAGGGGGCCGAGUGCGUCCUCAUAUCGCGCGAGUUCUUCCGCAAGCACGUGGACGACGCCUACAUUCAGCACCUGGGCAAGAAGCUCAGCCCGUACCCAUCACACGAGAGCCUGCAGCAGGAGCUUCAGUGUCUGGUGGAGUGGAACAACUUCAAGACCACGCUGAUCUCCCGCUUGCUGUGAUAAGGAUCGAGAUUGAACUUGAAUGGAAUCCCCGUUCGUUAAAGCGGCGGGUGCCGACGUGAUGCGGCGCAACG